This is a messenger RNA of Alosa alosa (allis shad), 2635 nucleotides long. RefSeq names its product SPRY domain-containing SOCS box protein 3-like. Lineage: Eukaryota; Metazoa; Chordata; Actinopteri; Clupeiformes; Clupeidae. The transcript is spliced from 7 exons. Gene Ontology annotation, molecular function: protein binding. The record is from RefSeq and is a predicted model, not a curated record. Bases 295 to 1488 code for a protein of 397 amino acids. Gene Ontology annotation, cellular component: SCF ubiquitin ligase complex. Gene Ontology annotation, biological process: proteasome-mediated ubiquitin-dependent protein catabolic process.
UGUAUCAGUUACAAGACAGCUUGAAUGGCCUAAUCUUGCCGGGCUGUCGCAAGAAUUCUGAGAAGCGCCGGUAGCCAGGCACUGAAGGACUAAGGGUCACGGUCUAUGUAAACGUGUGCAUGUAAUAUGACAUGGAUGUUGAGACGCUGAGUUAUGUGGACCCAUGUGUGGACUCAUGGCCUAAAAUCAGUAAAGAGUGUUAGAAAACAGGUGUUGACUUGGUUGAUUUGAUUUGGGGAUUACCGUGCCCAGAGAUGCAUCUGGAGUGGAACAGCGCCUGAGGCCACAUCCAUUAUGCUGUCCUGCCAAUCAGCAAAGUGGACAAUGCUGACAUCAGAGGUUAACGAGUCGGAUUCAGAGUCCGAGUAUCAGGCAGUGUCGCUGCCCAUUUCUACGGUGAUGCCCCUUGUGGUGCCCGUCACAGGGGAGUCAUUUUGCCAAUGCCCCAACCAGACUGAGGUCAGCUGUGACCCUUCCGCUGGAGUCACCAUCCUGGCUGACUGUGCGUGUGGAGAGGAGGAUCAGACUUGUGACUGGGUGUGGGAUGACACUUGUAAGUCGUCCUCCACGUACCUGAGCUGUUCCGACCGGAAAGUGAGUUUCCACUCGGAGUACAGUUGUGGAACGGCCGCCAUCCGUGGAACCAAAGAACUUGCAGAUGGACAGCACUUCUGGGAGAUCAAGAUGACGUCACCAGUCUACGGAACUGAUAUGAUGGUUGGUGUCGGGACGUCGGAGGUGAAUCUUGACCAGUUCAGGCACAGCUUCUGCAGUCUGCUGGGCACUGACGGAGACAGUUGGGGUCUUUCUUACACAGGUCUCCUGCACCAUAAGGGAUCGAAGGUGAGCUUCUCACCACGGUUCGGGCAGGGUUCUAUCAUUGGGGUUCACCUGGACAGCUGGCAUGGAACCCUGACCUUUUACAAGAACCGUAGAUGCAUUGGUGUGGCAGCGCGUCAGCUGCAGAACAAGCGGCUCUACCCGAUGGUCUGCUCCACGGCGGCCAAGAGCAGCAUGAAGAUGAUCCGCUCGAGCUCGGUGCCCACCUCGCUGCAGUACCUAUGCUGUGCCCGCCUGCGCCAGGUCAUGCCACCCUCGGCCGACACCCUGAGCGUGCUGCCGCUGCCGCCGGGCCUGCGCAAGCUACUGCAAACUCAGCUGGGCUGGGUGCUCAGCCUGGACAGCUCCAGCGGCGACGACGACAGCGACUCGGACACCAACCAGCUGGACGACAGCGACUACUGCUCCAGCUCGGACUCUUACGACGACAGCCCCGGCCCCAAGGUGGACUUGCGCCGCCCGCUGGCUGCCCCCGGCCCUGGGGCCGAGGCGACGGACCCAGUGCUGUGUCCCUCCUGCCUACCCUCGUACCCCAUGAUGCCCGACUACAGCGGCGCCCAAGCUGAGGCUGCCACGUCCGACAGCGACACCGACAGCUGUGCCUCCGACCCCGAGACUUGCCAGAGAAAGCGCUGCAGGUGGACGUGAGGCCUGGUCACUUCCCAAGCACCCAGACACAUAUUCUACAUACACCUCUUAUUCCCCCUUGCAAACUCUCCUUUCAAAUGUAUGGCACAUGUCCCCCAGCCUUCUGUCCACUCCCUGCCAUCCGUCCACCAUUUGGACACAUAUAAGUAGCUUCUGAUUGAACAGACUGACUUUGACUGAUUGUAACCAUUUUCUAAAAGACACUUUAACUUUUUCAGUGUUUUUUUGAUUAUUUUACACCUCUGAGAGAAGAAAGAUUGUGAAUGUGUGGGUAUGUGUGUGUUUUUCAUUAUGUGAAGGUUUCUGCAUAUUUUAUAGGGGCUCCGGUAAUUGAGAGAGUAUCCAGACAUUUUUGUUAUUGCUGAAGGUAAUAUGUGCAUUCAUGCAUGCAAGAAACUAAAGACUAAUCUCAUCAAUGAAUUAGUGGACUAAUUGAAUAGGUAGCUCAGCCUACUCAGGUAUCACUCUGGCAAUUCCUCCUUCAUUUCUUCCCUUUUCAGGAGCCAAUGUCACCAUCAAUGUGGCAAAAUCUUCAUAGGCACGGAGUAAAAUGUUGAAGUUAAUUGUAUAACCCUUUGUAAUGGUCAAUACCUUAAAAUGAAGAAAUAGAACAUCUAACUUAUUUGCACCUUGUAAGGCUUUAGCCAACCAGUGUUCUACAAUUAUGCUACGCAUCCCCAACGCAAAAAACUCAGACUUGUUAUACCCUCCAUUAAUGUCUGUCCCUUCAACAGGCCACAACUGGUCAAGUCAUACACAAAAAGAGCCUCGUGCAGGGAGGAUUUUCUCACCAUUUCAUCCUUAACAGGAAAAUGUCAGAAGAUGUCAAGAGGCAGCAAAUUUAUUAUAAGUCUUAAAUCAGUCUCUCACCCUAGCACUUCUAAUCUUAGUGUCUUUUAAUCUGCUGUUUGAAUUUAUCUUCUGAGGCCAAAUAGUUUUUUUUAACCAUUGUUGGUAGGUGACAAAUUAGUUUUCACCCAAGUUUGUAAAAGCUUUCUGCAAAUAUCUCUUUGUUUUGACAGGCUUGUAAUUGUUUGUGUUUGGGUGAUUUAAUCUUGUUUAGGCAAACAUUUACAGAACUUUUGUACUUUGUACUUUGCAUGUUUUUCUAAAUGAAAAUGAAGAAAAUAAACAGGUUUGAAAAGAA